CGCACACGUCUGAACGGAGCGCGCCAGUCACCAGUCAGUCCGGUGUCCGUUGUCAAACUGUUCAGUAAGCGCACCGCCGCACGACAGUGUUCACUCGUGUUGUGUGUAGUCGUCGCUCGUACGUGUUUUGUUUGUUUUUAUUUUUGUCGUAGAACGAGUCUUAACACCUGCGCCGUUUGUUUCAAUUAUUAUUUUUUUUUGAUUUAUUGAAUUUUGAUUUUUUUUUUUGGUGAUCUAAUUUAAAAAAAAAAAUUGUUAAUUAUUUAAAAAAAAUAAAUAAAAUCUGGUUAUUACGAAAUUAUUUAAGUAUUUAGUAUUAUUAUAAUUAAAUCGAGUUUCGUGCGCCAGAUGCUUGCAGUGACCGUCGCCAGUGAUUUUCGACGUCGGUGUCUCCAGGAGGAAUAUCGGUGUUAACCGCGCGCGCGUGUGUUCGACGCCGCCGCGGGAUCUCGUCGCGCGAAACCGUCGCCGUACCAACCGAUGGCUUUGAACGCCACUACGUGUUACAACAAGGCGGUGAUCGCGGGCUACGGGUCGUCGUACCCCAGCCCGCUGGCCGCUUCCGCCGGCGUUCCGUCCUCCCUGAUGGUGGCCGCGGCCGCCGGAUCCGCGGGCGGUUCGCCGUCGUCCCGAUCCGGGUCGUCCGGGUCCGGUAGCGGGCUGUCCGGGUACCGCGUCAAGGACUUCAACGUGCCCUUACACGUCGAUUGUAGCGUCGAAUACGAAAUGCCCAGCUCGGCCAAACCGCCGGUGGGUGGCAAGGUCGAGCCGCUGCUCAUGAUCCACCCGUCGUAUUACCGGAAGGCCGAGAGCCGGACCCGCAGCCUGUUCGUCAACAACAUGCCCGCCGCCGCGUCCGCAUCGUCAGGACGGAGCAGACCCUCGGCAGCCGCAGCCGCCGCGGCCGCGGUCGGCAACGUCUGCGGCAGGUCGGGCGUAUCUGCCGCCAUCGCGAACGCCGCCGACGGACCGCCACCCGCGAAAAAACCGUACGCGGGACCGGCGCCCGGAGUGACCGCGUCCACCGCGGCCGGUGUUUACGGUAUGGUCACUGGUGCCGUGGCCGCCGCCGCCGGCGCGUCCCAAUGGCCGCCGUUGGGCUCCAGCGCCGAGCACCAACACCACGACGGCAAACGCACUCUGGACAUGGUCCAGCGGCAGUACCAACAGCACCUGCAGGCCAGUCUACCCCCGCCGAUGAUGACUGCCGCCUUGCCUACCGACAAAACCCACAUGACAGUGCCGAAAGGGUGUUCUUGCUGCCAGGCGAAAUUAUUAAAGCGCAAAGCCCAACAACCGUCGUCGGUGCCACAACAACAACAACAACAACAACCUCUACAACAACCACAGCAACACCAUAUCCACCAUCACCAACAACAACAACAACUACAACAACAGCACCUGCCGCAACCACCUCAUUUACAACAACAACAACACCUCCAUCACCACCAGCAACAGCAGCAGCAGCAGCAGCAACACCACCAUCAACAUAUCCAUCAUCAGCAGCAGCAGCAACAGCAGCAACACCAUCACCAUCAACAGCAGCAGCAGCAGCAGCAGCAACAGCAACAGCAGCAGCAGCAGCAACAACAACACAUCCAUCAACAUCAUCAUCAUCAGCAACAGCAACACCAAGAGUACCACAAGUCGAGGCAAAACGAACAGCCGACUCCGCAACUGUGGGGUUUUAACGGUACCAUUGCUGCGGUGUUGCGCAACGAGUACGGUGGCAAACCGACAAAAACGUUGGGACGCAUCACCGACCCGAUCAACAACAUCCUGACGCCCACAUACAUGUUCUGAGCGUCCAAGUUGUGAUGAUAUUUUUAUUGUAUUUUGUGAUAGUUAGACUGUUAAAACAUUUUUUUUUCUUUAAAAAAACGCGUUCGGAUCGAACAGAUCGACGAGAAGAAUAUAAUAUAAUGAUUAGGUAUUGGACUUGUACGGUGAAAAUAAUAAUAAUGUAUACACCUAUAUAAUAUGUUAUCAUUAUUGUACCUAAUUAUAAUAAUAUGUCAUGUACGCGUGCGUUUAGCGUGUCGUGUACAAAAAAUAAUAUUAUACAUAGUUGUAGACCGCAACGGAAAUAUAUAAUAUAAUAUAACGACGAUAAUAAUAAUAACAAUAUCAUUAACCAAAAAACAAAAAAACAAAAAAAUAUAUAAUAAUAUUUGUAUUAGCCGUUCAAGUUUUCACGUGUUUGCGCGCCGCGUAAUACAAUGUAAUGUGUUGUUGUGAUCAUAUUAUUACUAUUAUUACUAUUGUCAUUACAUCGUCCAUGUUCGUUCAUGACAAUAAUAAUAAUUAUGAUAAAUAAACAAACUCGCAAACAUUUAUAUAUUAUAUUAUAAUAUGAAUAUUAUGUACGCGCGAGCAGUGAAAACGGCGUCCGGCCCACCACCUUGGUGUGGGGGCGGGGGUGUUGUGUGUCCGCCGCGUAUAUAUAGUUGUCAAACGUGAGAUUUUGUUUUGUUUUUAGCGGACACCCCCUCCCCACAACCACCGGACGUCCGGAACGUAGGUACACGUUUAAUAUAUUAUUGUGUAUGUUUAUUUUUUUAUUUAUACUUAUUUUUUUCGAAAUACGACGCACGGACCUGGCGGCUGAAACGUGCGUCGUCGUCGUGUACAUAUAUUAUAUUAUAUUACAUUAUAUUAUACUAUGAUGAUUCCAAUUUUUUUUCUUCUUCUAUAUAGUUCGUGCGUGUCGCUUUUUGUUGUGUUGGCUGUGAAAUAUUGUGAUAAUAAAAAUUUAAAAAAAUAAAUAAAAAGAAGAAAACGCACGAAAAAUUAACUACUCACCGUUUUUCGACAAAUCGAGAAAAAUACCAACCACCGUUUUCUCCAAGGGUAUAUUUAAUAAUAUAUUGUAUUAUAAUAAAUUUCUUGCGUAAAGACUGAACGAAUAUAAUAUCUUCAAAAAAAAUUAUAUGAAUAAAAGACUGUAGCCCUUUUACAGUAUAUAUAAUACAAUAAUAAUAAUAAUAUAUAACAAAACAGUCAGGGGGUAUGAAAAUACUGUAUAAGUUCCUUAUAUGUAUAAAAAUGAAAAUUAUACCUACCCUUUUUUGUUUUCAUUGGAAUCAAUUUCAAACUGUAAACGUGUUAUGACCGACAAUUAUUUUCGUCUGAUACCAAACGUAGACGUUAUUGUUAAAAAGAAAAUAGCGAAACAAAAACGACAAAAAAAUAAAUUAUUUACAUUUUCUCUCGAUUCAUCGUCGUCAUCUUCAUCAUUAUCGUCAUAAAUCAUAAUAAUAUGGUAUAUAUACAUAAAAGUGUACAUUCCUAUAUAAUUUUAUCAUUAUACAUAUUUACGACUUAUUAGGUGUGCCUGUUUAAUUUGUGUAAUUUUUAUCUAGUCUGGUUGGAUAAUGGGCCAAAGAGCUAAACAUACAUAUUAUAUAAAUAAUAAUAUAUUAUAUUUUUUUUCUUACGAUAGCGCAAAAUAUCUACAGCGGGUUCACGGGGAGGGGGGAGGGCUUCGUUCGGAAUAAUCACUCACAGGCCUAAUAAUGAUGAGAAUAGGUCUAUAUAUUAUACGAUAGGACUCGAUAGCGUUCGGGGAAAAAAACGAAAAUAAAUAAAUACACACUCGAGUACACAUUAGAUAAUAAAUUGUAUUUUCUUUACAAACAAUAAAAAAAAAUUGGUCGGCCUGUGAUACACCUUAAAUUUCUCUGACAUAUUUUUCCAUUUUUUCGUUAUCGUUAACUUUUUUUUUGUUUUGAAUAACAUUUUAAAACGAAUGAAAUAUAUAACUAUAUUGUAUUUGUAAUAUUUAUUUUUAGAUACCACACUUAAUGUUAGCAUUCUAUUUGUAAAUUAGACGUUAGACAUAUAUAUAUAUAUAUUAUUAUUUUUUUUUAGCCUGUACAAAUGUUUUUUUUUGUAAUUAUCCUAAUUUCAGGACGUGGUUUAUUUGUUAAAAGAAAAAUACCUAACAUGAGAAAAAACAAUUUAAUAAAUACACGAGAUUAUAUAAAGGAAA
This is a messenger RNA of Myzus persicae (green peach aphid), 3991 nucleotides long. RefSeq names its product centrosomal and chromosomal factor-like. Lineage: Eukaryota; Metazoa; Arthropoda; Insecta; Hemiptera; Aphididae. The transcript is spliced from 2 exons. Bases 481 to 1803 code for a protein of 440 amino acids. The record is from RefSeq and is a predicted model, not a curated record.